AAGCGCUCGUUGCGGACGUUACGAAAACCUUCGCCUAUAAAAACGGACAUUUACACACGCUCACGGUGAUUGUUUGUUUUUGUGUUUCUGAUCAAUGUGCAUCUGACUUGCCACAGGCCAUUCAUCGACAGCCAUGAAUCCAUCAAUAUUGACCCUCGUCUGGAUGAGUAUACUAGUAUCUCUAGUCCAAACUGUGUUUGCCGAUGACGUCAUUAUGCAAAAAAGGUAUUUCGACAACGAUAAUCCGGUAGCUGAACCAAUCAGAAGAAAAAAACCUUUUUGCAACGCAUUUACAGGUUGUGGUCGUAAGAGAUCAGACGAAUCAAUGGCCACCUUGGUCGAACUUCGUUCAGAACCGGCUGUCGAAGAGAUUAGUAGGCAGAUAAUGUCUGAGGCUAAGCUCUGGGAGGCGAUUCAAGAAGCCCGACUUGAAUUAUUACGCCAACAAAGACAAAAUAAAGCAGAGAGAAUGGAAAUGAAACCUUUUCCCGGGGGUUUAAGAAGAAAACGUCGAUCUUUUGCCGCCAGUGACAAAUGCUAAGAUAUUCAUCAGCUCUGUGAAAUUUCUUUUAUUAUAAUUAUAUAUUAUAAUUUCCUUAUAGUAAAUUAUUUAAGUAAAUAAGUCAGAUAAUACAAACUAUAUACCUACAUUAUUUUGUGAAAAAUAUUAAACCAAAUAUAAAAGUUUAAAGGGAAUAUAA
Molecule: messenger RNA, 701 nt
Organism: Aphis gossypii (cotton aphid)
Lineage: Eukaryota; Metazoa; Arthropoda; Insecta; Hemiptera; Aphididae
Gene: CCAP
Product: cardioactive peptide
Exons: 5
Coding region: 134-541 (135 amino acids)
Source: RefSeq, a predicted model, not a curated record